Molecule: messenger RNA, 1530 nt
Organism: Malus domestica (apple)
Lineage: Eukaryota; Viridiplantae; Streptophyta; Magnoliopsida; Rosales; Rosaceae
Product: probable E3 ubiquitin-protein ligase LOG2
Biological process (GO): protein ubiquitination
Molecular function (GO): ubiquitin protein ligase activity
Source: RefSeq, a predicted model, not a curated record
AGCACAGAAGAACCAAAACCAAGAGAACACAAAACAAAAGCAAAGUUCCAAUCUUUCACAUCUUCUAAACCUGUCUGACAACAACUCUAGAUUUUCCAGCACCAAUCUGUUUGUUUCCCAAGAAAAUUUAACCCAAAAUGGGAAACAGCGGAAGCAGAACAAACGGCGGCCGCCGGAGACAUGGGUCCCGCCAAAACCGCUACGUAUUCGCAGCGGCGACUCCGUACCCGUCUCAGUACCCCAACCCCAACCCGCCCCAGUACUACCAGUACCAAGGUUACUACCCGCAGCAGCCCAUGCCCUUGCCUCUGCCCGCUCCGUACGAUCAGCACCACCGCGUCCCCCAUCCCCACAUGGACCCGGCCCAUCCGAAUUGGGCUGGCGGGCGGUACCGGUGCGGCCCGGUGAUGCAGGCUCCGACGCCAUACGUGGAGCACCAGAAGGCAGUAACUAUAAGGAACGAUGUGAAUCUGAAGAAGGAGACUCUGAAGGUCGAGCCCGAUGAGGAAAACCCUGGAAGCUUUCUCCUGUCCUUUGCUUUUGAUGCCACUGUUGCUGGGAGCAUCACCAUUAUCUUCUUUGCGAAAGAAGGCGAGGCCUGUAAUCUGACACCAAUGAAAUUUAACCUUCAUCCACCUGUGACAAUACAUUUUGAACAAGGUCUGGGCCAGAAGUUCAGGCAGCCCCCUGGAACUGGAAUUAACUUCUCAAUGUUUGAGGAUACAGAGUUACUGAAAGUAGCUGAGUUGGAUAUCUAUCCUAUAGCUGUGAAGGCUGAGGCAUCCCCUCCUGCCCAUGAUGGAUCAGAGGGAAGCCCUUUGUCUGUAACAACAAACUCCCAGAUAACUCAAGCUGUAUUUGAAAGGGAGAAAGGUGAAUUCCAAGUUAGGGUUGCCAAGCAGAUUCUUUGGGUGAAGGGGAUGAGGUGUGAACUACAGGAGAUAUAUGGCAUUGGUAAUUCAGUUGAAGGUGACGUGGACGGGAAUGACCCAGGGAAAGAAUGUGUAAUUUGCCUGUCUGAACCACAGGAUACAACUGUUCUUCCAUGCAGACACAUGUGCAUGUGCAAUGGGUGUGCCAAGGUCUUGAGAUUCCAAACAAACCGCUGCCCUAUUUGCCGACAACCGGUUGAGAGGCUUUUGGAGAUAAAGGUCAACGAUGGCCCUGAGGAAUGAGAGGAUGUGUUCUGCCACUAGCAUUCUGUAAGUUAAAGGCACCCCACACCCACGGCGCCCGGCCCUGCCUUUUUUCUCCUCUUUCCUUCUGCACUUCCGUUUUCCAUCCUGUUUUCAAUGAAUCAAAAAGGCAAAUUAUAUGUUGUAUGAUGUGUAACAUGCUGUGUUGCACCAGAGAUACGUAACGAUGCUCUUUACACGCAAUAGUGUUAUACAUCUUCUACAUUUGGCUUGGUUGUAGGGUAUAUACAAUUUGCUUCUACACUGCUGUAAUUAUUUGUUUCAAGAAAGAUUAAUGUAAAUAAUCAGGUAUUUUGCCAUGAAUUUUAUGUAUUUGGGCAGAGAGAUUUAAGUA